AAUCUGCCAUUGGGGAAAGAAACCCAGCAAGUGUUCAAAAGCUUGAAAAGAUUUCCAAAGGGAGACUGGGAGAAAAUGAAAUCCACCCGAAAAUGCUUGUCAAUGGAUACGAGAAAGAUUUGGAGGCUGUCAUCACUGCCAAACGGUGGCGGUGUGGCAAACUUGCGUCGUUCAUGUUCAAGCAUUGAAAAAAGCGAAGAAAAAGGAACUGCGCGUGGAGGCAGGUUUGCUUCCGCUCAACAAAGUCGCUUAUGGGAGCUUGUAAAUGGAUAAAUAAAGUUACAUGGUGUGUGUCGUGGAAGCGGUGACAGUUAGCAACAAUGAAGCUCAACAUCGACGGUUUGUUGGUGUAUUUCCCCUACGAUUACAUCUACCCCGAACAAUACUCGUACAUGCUGGAGCUCAAGAGGACGCUGGAUGCUAAGGGCCACGGUGUCCUGGAGAUGCCUUCAGGAACCGGCAAGACCAUUUCGCUCUUGUCGCUCAUUGUUGCGUACCAGAGGGCGUUCCCUCUGGAAGUCACCAAGCUGAUCUACUGCUCCAGAACGGUCCCCGAGAUUGAGAAGGUUGUGGAGGAGCUGAGAAAACUGAUGGAAUUUUAUUCCAAGGAAACAGGCGAGAGAAAUAACUUCCUGGCUCUGGCACUCUCUUCCCGCAAGAACCUUUGCAUUCAUCCGGAGGUGAGCAGCCUGCGCUUCGGGAAAGAGGUGGACGGCAAGUGUCACGGCCUCACGGCGUCGUACGUCCGCGCGCAGCGUCACGUCAACCCCAACCAGCCCCUUUGUCGCUUUUAUGAGGAGUUCGACGCCGUGGGCCGGCAGGUGCCGCUUCCCGCCGGCGUCUACAACCUGGACGACCUGAAGGACUUUGGCCGCAGGAAAGGAUGGUGUCCCUACUACCUGGCGCGCUACUCGAUCCUGCACGCCAACAUCGUGGUGUACAGCUACCACUAUCUGUUGGACCCCAAGAUAGCGGACCUGGUGUCCAAGGAGCUGGCCAAGCAGUCCGUGGUGGUCUUUGACGAGGCCCACAACAUCGACAACGUGUGCAUCGACUCCAUGAGCGUUAACAUCACCAGGCGGACGCUGGACCGUUGCCAGGGGAACGUGGAAACGCUGCAGAACACCAUACACAAGAUCAAGGAGACGGACGCGACCAAACUGAAGGAGGAAUAUCGCCGCCUGGUGGAGGGCCUGAAGGAAGCCAACGAGGCUCGGGAGACUGACGUCUACCUGGCCAAUCCCGUCCUGCCUGACGAGAUCCUGAAAGAGGCCGUUCCCGGCACCAUCCGUACCGCCGAGCAUUUUGUCGGCUUCCUGAGGCGCUUCAUGGAGUACUUGAAGUCCCGUCUGAGGGUGCAGCACGUGGUUCAGGAGAGCGCGCCGCAGUUCCUCAAAGACAUCUUUGACAAAGUCUGCAUCGACCGCAAGCCUCUCAGGUUUUGCGCCGAGCGUCUUCAGUCGCUGUUACGGACGCUGGAGAUCGCAGACAUCGCGGACUUCUCCGCCGUCACGCUCAUCUCCAAUUUUGCCACCUUGGUCAGCACGUACAGUCAAGGUUUUACCAUCAUCAUCGAGCCGUUUGAAGACAGAACGCCGACCAUCGCCAACCCCGUCUUGCACUUCAGCUGCAUGGACCCGUCUAUCGCCAUCAAGCCGGUCUUUCAAAGGUUCCAGUCGGUCAUCAUCACGUCGGGGACGCUUUCCCCACUGGACAUCUACCCCCGCAUCCUGGACUUCCGGCCCGUCACCAUGGCGUCUUUUACAAUGACGCUGGCUCGGACCUGCCUCUGUCCGCUGAUCGUCGGACGCGGAAAUGACCAGGUCGCUCUGAGCUCCAAGUUUGAGACCAGAGAGGAUUUCGCUGUGAUCCGUAACUACGGCAACCUGCUCUUGGAGAUGUCAGGCGUGGUUCCCGACGGCAUUGUGGCGUUUUUCACCAGCUACGUCUACAUGGAAAACAUUGUGGCAUCCUGGUACGGGCAGGGUAUUCUGGAAAACAUUCAGAAGAACAAGUUGAUCUUCAUCGAGACGCAGGACGCCGCAGAGACCAGUAUGGCGCUGGAGAAAUACCAGGAGGCGUGCGAGAACGGCAGAGGAGCCAUCUUGCUGUCGGUGGCGCGAGGGAAAGUGUCGGAGGGGAUAGAUUUUGUGCACCACUUCGGCCGAGCGGUGAUCAUGUUUGGCGUCCCCUACGUUUUCACGCAGAGUCGAAUCCUCAAGGCCCGUUUGGAGUACCUGCGGGAUCAGUUCCAGAUCCGAGAGAACGACUUCCUCACCUUUGACGCCAUGCGACACGCCGCACAGUGCGUCGGCCGAGCCAUCCGAGGAAAGACCGACUACGGGCUCAUGAUUUUUGCUGACAAGCGUUACGCCCGAGCGGACAAGCGCGGGAAGCUUCCUCGCUGGAUCCAGGAGCACAUCGGCGACGGCAGCCUCAACCUCACCGUGGACGAGACUGUGCAGCUGGCCAAGCAUUUCCUCCGACAGAUGGCUCAGCCCUUCAGCCAGGAGGACCAGCUGGGUUUGUCUCUGCUGACGCUGGAGCAGCUGCAGUCGGACGACAUGCUCAAGAAGAUCGCUCAGAUGGCUCAUCAGAGCUGAACGAGAUCCCCGUUGACGUUUGGGUAAAGUACCGGCAAUUAGUCUGGAGCGGAAAGUCACUCCAAAAAUUGUCUGUCGUACAGACAAUUUUUCUACUCCCAACUAUACAUUUCUCACAUUUGUAUGUACAGUUUCUUUUCUCCAUUGUUACUACAUGAGGGCGAGUAUCGCUACAAACUGCCUUUGGUGUCCUCACGAGAAUCACCUGCUUAUUAUGCAAAUGUUGCAAAUGAGUGGCCAAGCACGAGUACCAUUGAUUUGAUCAAACAACUCUUGUGUACAUUAUUUUCAGUCAGAUUUGACAUUUUGCAUGCGUCCCUGAAGUUUGUGACCACCCUGUAAUAUCUCCAAGCUGCGUUUUGUCUUCAAUGAAGGCUGAGAGGGUGGACGGUUGCACAAUAAAUAUUGACACUCAUGUAGUGCAUUCAUUUGACACUCCCGAGUGUGCUGGAGUUCAGUUUAGCCGAAAGAGGCUAAUUUGGACGUCAACCUUAACACGGCCGCUCGCAUAAUGAAAUAUUGUGACAUUUUUACAUUGUCUGUGGCAUCUUUUGAAUAGAGCUCGUGCACGUGACGUCACCAUUUUCACGGCGUCAUAUUGCUGGUCAAAAAGCCGCUCGACAGUGCGGGGGACAUUGAACCGGAGCAGAAUAUGCACAAUAGCCGAGACCGGUUGUGCUGUUGGUUGUCGCAACAGACGAGACGAGACGAGAUAUUCAAAGACAUCAUUCUAUGGAAUACAAGCUGAAAAGAUGGAUGGAUUUCGGCAAUUAAACGUGAUGGAUGGUCCCCAAGCAAAUACACGCGACUGUGUAACGAUCGCUUCAUUUCAGGUAGGAAUUAUUAUUCUCAAUCUCAAAUUCCCCAAAAGUAUUUAUAAUGCCAAGUUGGCUCAUUUGAGAACAAUGUGUUUAAAAAAAACAAACUGUCAGAGGUUUACGGAGGUUAAUGUGUGACCGCAAUCGCUUCCAUGUACAUUCCGUAUGUUUUUUUUUCCCCCAGUCAUAGUUAAUGAAUGCGAGUUUGUGUAAAACCAGGGCUCAUUAAUUGAAAUAUUGGUAUUUGAGAACAAAUCCAACAACCAAGUAUUUGUAUGCGUCCAGACUUUUAUACGCUUUCAAACUUCUCCGUGUAAAUCUCGGCGACUUGCUCACCAGAUACUACAUGUAGAAGUGGGUUAACGGUCCAAUUUCUUAUCGGCGAAAACAUCGACUUGGGCAUUAAAUAUGGGUCAUCUAUGCCAAGUGUCUCUCAUUUUCCCACGUACCUUCGUUUAUUAUCACCUUCUAAAUGUUUAACAGUAUCGGACAUAACUCUGGGCGUCGUGCGAUAAGACGUAUUUUCGCGCCGUCUCCAACCGACUUGAGCAUUGAAGAAUGCUUUGCUUGAUCGCGUGAUUUCGGUGACGUCGGUGCAUGAGCUCCAUACAGUGGAACCUCGAAAUCUGAACGUAAUCCGUUCUUGUGAUGUGUUCAACUUCUGAAACAUUUUGCCUUUUAUGACAUUUUAACGGCUCAUUACGGCAUAAGAAGUGAGACGCAACUGCUGUCGUCGUUUACCAACAGACUUCGCGUGCUUCUGCAGUUAAGUACUUAAUGACGUACGCUUGGGGAAAAACAGGGGCGGGUCUUAAGCGGAUGACGCACUCGUCCACUAAUUGGGGCACAGCCUGAAAUAUUUGUCUAGAAUGGAUGAUGUCAUAGUUUGGCUGCCAAUUUGGGGAAGCAUUACUGAAAACUUGGUA
Messenger RNA from Syngnathoides biaculeatus (alligator pipefish), 4347 nucleotides. RefSeq names its product excision repair cross-complementation group 2 (gene ercc2). The coding region runs from base 321 to 2603 and encodes 760 amino acids. Gene Ontology annotation, molecular function: DNA helicase activity; ATP binding; damaged DNA binding. The transcript is spliced from 24 exons. Gene Ontology annotation, cellular component: nucleus. NCBI's taxonomy places the organism in Eukaryota, Metazoa, Chordata, Actinopteri, Syngnathiformes, Syngnathidae. Gene Ontology annotation, biological process: positive regulation of mitotic recombination; nucleotide-excision repair; transcription by RNA polymerase II. The record is from RefSeq and is a predicted model, not a curated record.